This is a messenger RNA of Racocetra fulgida, 2874 nucleotides long. The record is from the annotation of a GenBank genome assembly. NCBI's taxonomy places the organism in Eukaryota, Fungi, Glomeromycota, Glomeromycetes, Diversisporales, Gigasporaceae.
AUGUUUUCAUCUACUUUUUACCGAACUACUCAACUAGGCUUUACUCUUCUACGCCAUAAACUAACCCAAACUCAUUUAACCUCUAAUUUUCGUUAUCCGGCUCUUAGUUUUAUUAGCGCGAGCUCUACUCGUAGUAAAGUUACUAGUUUAAAGUCUCAGCCAUCGAUAACACCACCAUCACCCAGCGAUGUAUUUCUUCAAGGCAGUGCUGCAAGCAUUGAAGAAAUGUACGAAGAAUGGCUAAAAAAUCCUAAUUCCGUUCAUUUAUCCUGGCAAGUGUAUUUCAAAAAUAUCCAUGCUGGUGUGAAUCCUCGUCAUGCCUAUCAACCUCCUCCAACAAUUGUGCCAAGUGGAGCUCCCAUUUCGGUCACACCAGGAGGCACUUAUGGAAUAAAUGAUCAUAUGAAGGUACAACUUUUAGUAAGAGCUUAUCAAGUUCGUGGACAUCAUCUUGCAAAAUUGGAUCCUCUAGCCAUUAUGAAUGCUGAUUCUAAAUUUUCAAAAGAACUUGAUCCGAUGCAUUAUGGAUUCUCAAAAGAAGAUCUUAAUAAGCAAUUUUCAUUAGGACCUGGAAUAUUACCUCAAUUUGCUCAAGGCGGUGAAAAAAAGACUCUUCGAGAAAUUAUUGAAUAUUGUGGUCCGAUUGGUAUUGAAUAUAUUCACAUUCCUUAUCGAGUUCAGUGUGAUUGGAUUCGUACUCGAGUAGAAAUUCCAAUACCAUAUAACUAUACAACCGAAGAAAAACGCAUGAUUCUUGACAGAUUAAUAUGGUCAAAUUCAUUCGAAAAAUUUGUAGCUUCAAAAUAUCCAACUGAAAAAAGAUUUGGUUUGGAAGGAUGUGAAAUUUUAAUUCCUGGCAUGAAAGCUUUGAUUGAUCGAUCUGUUGAUCUUGGAAUAGAAUCAAUUGUGCUUGGAAUGGCUCAUCGUGGUCGAUUAAAUGUGCUUAGUAAUGUAGUUCGAAAACCGAAUGAGUCUAUAUUUUGUGAAUUUGGUGGGUCUGCAAAUUCUUCUGGUGAAGGUUCGGGUAUGAAUUAUGACAGACCAACACCAUCCGGAAAACGUGUACACCUUUCUCUCGCUGCUAAUCCAUCUCAUUUGGAAGCUGUGAAUCCUGUUGUAUUGGGCAAAGUUCGUGCUCUACAACAUUACACAGGUGAUGAAAAAGAACGACAUCGUUCUAUGGCUGUUUUACUCCAUGGUGAUGCAUCAUUCGCUGCACAGGGUGUAGUAUAUGAAACAAUGGGUUUUCAUGAUUUACCAUACUAUACAACUGGGGGUACUAUCCAUAUAGUUAUAAAUAAUCAAAUAGGAUUUACUACUGAUCCCCGAUUUGCACGUUCAACACCGUAUUGUACUGAUAUAGCGAAAGUAGUUAAUGCUCCUAUUUUUCAUGUGAAUGGAGAUGACGCUGAGGCUGUAACUUUUGUAUGCCAAUUGGCUUCUGAUUGGAGACAAACUUUCAAAAAGGAUGUUGUUAUAGAUUUAGUUUGUUAUCGUAAACACGGUCAUAAUGAAGUUGAUCAACCUAGCUUCACACAGCCAAGAAUGUAUAAACAAAUUGCUAAACAAAAUUCAACACUUGAAAUUUAUAUCGAAAAACUUUUAAAUGAAGGUACAUUCACAAUUGAUCAAAUUAAUAAACAUAAGCAGUGGGUAUGGGAUACAUUAGAAGAAAGUUAUAAUAAGAGCAAAGAUUAUGUGCCAACUAGUCGUGAAUGGCUUUCUAAAAUUGCUGAAAAAAUUACUCCUGUUUAUUCAACUGGUUCUUCUCUUGAAUCACUUCAACAUGUCGGUGAUGUUAUUAGUUCUUAUCCAAAAAAAUUCAAUAUACACCCUGGUCUUGAUAAAAUAUUCAAAGUUCGUGCUAAAUCCACAGAAAGUGGUGAAAAUAUCGACUGGCCCACUGCCGAGGGUCUUGCUUUUGGAUCAUUACUUCUUGAAGGAAAACAUAUCCGUCUAUCUGGUCAAGAUGUAGAACGUGGCACUUUCUCACAACGUCAUUCUGUUCUUCAUGAUCAAGAAAAUGAAACUCAAUAUACACCAUUAAAUCAUUUACGUCACGGUCAAGCUCCAUUUGUAGUAUGUAAUUCUUCCUUAUCAGAAUUUGGUGCCCUUGGUUUUGAACUUGGAUACUCUCUCGUAAAUCCAAAUUCUCUUAUAUUGUGGGAAGGACAAUUUGGUGAUUUUUGCAAUAAUGCGCAGUGCAUUAUUGAUCAAUUCAUUGCAGCUGGCGAAAAGAAAUGGCUUCAGCGUACCGGUUUGGUAAUCUUACUACCUCAUGGUUAUGAUGGACAAGGUCCUGAACAUUCAAGCGGACGUCUUGAACGAUUCCUUCAACUUUGUGAUGAUCAUCCAUAUGUUUUUCCCACUCCGGAAAAAAUGGCACGUCAACACCAAGACUGUAAUAUGCAAGCUCUUCUUAGACACCCUAUGGCUCGUUCUAAACUUGAUGAAAUGAUUGGUGAAACUUAUUUUGCUCGAUAUAUACCAGAACCACAUCCAGACACGCUUGCCGCACCGGAGAAAAUCACUCGUCAUGUCUUAUGCUCUGGACAAGUAUAUUAUACUCUUUUAAGAGCUCGUGAACAAAACAAGAUGGAUCAUGUGGCAAUUUCUAGGAUUGAACAACUGUCCCCAUUCCCGUAUGACUUGUUAGCACAGCAUGUUGACAAGUAUCCAAAUGCACAGCUUGUAUGGGCUCAAGAAGAACCUUUGAAUUCGGGAGCAUGGGCUUCUAUACCGGCAACUCGUCCACCUUCAGCUUCUCCUGCAACAGGAAACAAAAAACAACAUAUCCAAGAAGAACAUGAUUUAUUAUCCCAAGCUCUUAUUGGAAAAACUUUAAAACCAAAAGAUGUUGUUUCUGGAGUACCA